AUGCCCGUUCCCGUUCAAGUUGCAUUCAAGCCCCUCACCAAGCCAGAGGUGGGCGUCAAUGGCUACGUUGAGCCAACUAUCGGCAAGUCAGAAGUCCUCAAGAAAGGCUCAGCGCCAUUCAAGGCCAGGACACUUGACUCGGACAUCCGCGUUGACCACGACGUCGAGAUCACUGUCCGCGAUGGCUGCAGGCUCUACGCCGAUGUUUUCCGUCCUACCGGCGAUGAGAAAGUACCUGUCAUCAUCUCAUGGUCUCCUUAUGGCAAAAAAUACUCUGCACUCGACAUGAUCUUCAACGUCUGCGUCUGGGCAUGCUGCCUCAAACGCGAAGAUGUCAGCGGUCUGGAAAAGUUUGAAGGCCUCGACCCUGCUUGGUGGGUGAACCAAGGCUACGCCAUCGCCAACGUUGAUGCCCGUGGCGCUGGAGACAGCGACGGUGACGCUGUCUGCAUGGGUGCUCAAGAGGGUGAAGAUGCACAUGAUGUCAUCGAAGCUCUCGCGAAGCUGCCUUGGUGCAAUGGAAGCGUGGGGAUGGCUGGUAAUUCUUAUUUGGCCAUUAUGCAGUGGCACGCCGCCGCCCAGAAGCCUCCAUCCUUGAAGGCAAUUGCGCCUUGGGAGGGCUGCGGAGAUAUUUUCCGAGAGCAGUUUUGCCGGGGUGGAUGGUUCACCAUGAGCAACUUUGAUCUCAUCACAACGCUGGUGAUCAAGGGCAACCAUGGUGUGGAAGACUUUGCUGAGAUGUAUCGCCGCAGCCCCACUGCCAAUGCUUACUGGAACGAUAAGCGUGUUGAUUUCAGCAAGAUUGACAUUCCUGUCUUCAUCACCGGGUCCGACCUCAGCCAGAUCCAUACUAUGGGCGCUGUGCGAGGCUGGAUGGAGUUGAAGAGUGAUAAGAAGUGGAUCAAGUGGUGUGGUCAUCAGGAGUGGUUUGAGCUCUAUGGCGAGAGGGAGAGCUACCCAGAGCUCAAGAAAUACUUUGACAAGUAUCUCAAAGGCAUCGACAACGACUGGGAGAAGACGCCCCGAGUCCGUUGGGCGACCCUCCAAUAUGACCAAGGCCGUGUUGAGGAGAACAUCGAGUUGGCCGACUUUCCCUCGCCAAACACUGAUUACCGCUCAUUGUACCUUGGAUCGGAUGGCAGCCUUCUUGACGCUCUUCCUUCCGCCGGUACUACCUCUCACAAUUCUGAGGAUCGAUGGUCCAUCUCCAAGUUUCGAUACACUUUCGACAAGCCCACGCGGAUCUUGGGCAUUCCCAAAGCAGAGCUCUAUAUGAGUUGUGAUGCUCUGGAUGACAUGGUUGUCUUUGUGCAGCUGCGAAAGCUCGACAAGACAGGCAAGGAGCUGAGCCAUCUGCAAUUCCCCAUCGAGAGGACUCCCGUCAAGACAGUUGAGGAAAUGUCUGAGAAGGAGCGUAUAAGCCUUACCCUGCACAACGGCUCAAUGGGAAUUCUUCGAGCCUCUCAUCGCAAGAUUGACUCUACCCGCUCAAUGCAUUCCCAGUUCCCUUUCCACCCACACGAUGAGGUGCAGUUGAUCCCAAAGGGUGAGGUUGUCAAGCUGGAGAUUGGUAUCUGGGCCAUGGGUGUUGACUAUCAGGCCGGGGAGAGCAUCCAGUUCGAUGUUUUGGGGCAGUAUCCCGGGUUCACAGAAGUGACUGCGUUUUCCAAGCCCAGGCCGGAUAGCGAGAAGAACAAGGGCCGCCAUACUGUUCACUUCGGUGGUGAUUAUCCUAGCAGAGUCAUUCUUCCUUUUGUUGAGCUAUAG
Molecule: messenger RNA, 1767 nt
Organism: Fusarium keratoplasticum
Lineage: Eukaryota; Fungi; Ascomycota; Sordariomycetes; Hypocreales; Nectriaceae
Product: PepX-C domain-containing protein
Exons: 2
Coding region: 1-1767 (588 amino acids)
Molecular function (GO): dipeptidyl-peptidase activity
Source: RefSeq, a predicted model, not a curated record